AUGGAUGCUGAAAGUCCAAGUACAUCUAAAGAGCGCCCAAAAGCGGGGCAUUUGACUGGUUUAAAAAGAUGUUUUCAGACCUUAGUAGAUCGCAAACAAUUAAAUCUAGAUACUGCUGUAUUAGAAUUAAUGUUAAAGCAUGAAAUAUUAAUAGAUCUAGAUAAACUAGACAGAGUUUUGGCCAUAGUUUUACCACAUAUGCUUGUUUACUAUAUGAAAAACUGGCCAGGCUGGCAGAAAAGUCCUGAAUAUUACAGUGGUAAACUAAGUUUUAAGGAUUGGUUUUUGAAAUUCAGGCAGUACUUAAGUGUUAAGUUAAAUUAUUUAAUAAAGAACGGUUAUAGCGAAAUUAUGAAUCAAGAAGAUGAAGCUGAAGUACACUCCUCAGAAGAUACUGUAGUGCCCCCUACAGAAAUGGCUCCAUUUGUUGUCAACAUACAAGGAGCUCCAAAAUAUUUGUCUACUCUGGUAUUCGAUGUUAAAAAGGACGAUAUAACAAUACAUCGCCAUUUAGAACCUGAAUGGACAGACAUAUCACUAAGAGAGUUCGUGAAUUGGCCAUAUGUGGGGAUAGAAUUUAGAAGUAGCGAAUUUGCUUUUAAACGAUUUAACAAAAAUGAAUAUCGAAGAUGGUUAAAUCUGACUUCGUGUUCUGUAGCGUUCGGAGCAGUUAAAUUUAUAGAGGAAGCCAGGAUUAUUAAUAAAGAGACUAGCAGAUCAGUUCAUACUCUAGAGAGGAUAUACGCUUAUGCAAAACAAUUUGUUCAGGUGCUUAGCAGCUAUAACAUGAAGAGUAAGAUCAGCACAAACACAUUGGAACUCAUAGAAGUCUUACUUGAAGAAUUUCUUAAAGACAUUAAAGAAAUUGGCAUCAAUAACACAUUCGCAACAAAUACUGUAGUAGUAUUUAAUAUUGGACAACAGGCUUAUAUAAGAAACAAGAAACUCGAGAAUAAAGAAGCUAACCUAAAUAGACAAGUCGGUUUAUGCGAGGUACUGAUACCCAAAAUGGAAAUUCAGAUGAACUACUUCUCGGCACUCGAGGACACCACCACCGCCCAUACAUCUUUCUGUCAUCUCAAUGAAGUGAGCAGAUUGAUUCUCGAGAACGUAUCAUGCUGCACUAAAUUCAUACCAACAUUAAUUUUUAAAUGUCUAUUUUGUAACGUACAAUUCGAUACACAGCCGUGUUUAUUAAAUCAUUUUCAAGUUCACCACGGCAUGGAACCUCCUUUUUCGUGUAACAACUGCAACAGGUCGUUUACUAUUCCUGAAUUGGCUAGAUCUCGAUGGUGUCAUGAAUGCAAGAAGUGA
Molecule: messenger RNA, 1314 nt
Organism: Diabrotica balteata
Lineage: Eukaryota; Metazoa; Arthropoda; Insecta; Coleoptera; Chrysomelidae
Source: the annotation of a GenBank genome assembly